Messenger RNA from Notolabrus celidotus (New Zealand spotty), 1678 nucleotides. RefSeq names its product snail family zinc finger 1b (gene snai1b). Gene Ontology annotation, biological process: regulation of DNA-templated transcription. Gene Ontology annotation, molecular function: DNA-binding transcription factor activity, RNA polymerase II-specific; RNA polymerase II cis-regulatory region sequence-specific DNA binding. The coding region runs from base 164 to 982 and encodes 272 amino acids. Lineage: Eukaryota; Metazoa; Chordata; Actinopteri; Labriformes; Labridae. The record is from RefSeq and is a predicted model, not a curated record. The transcript has 3 exons.
UCAAGCGGCAACUUUGCUUUCAGCCAGCAAUGCACACACAACCCCGGUGGUGAUCCCAGUCCUUACUCAUACCUCUAUCGUUCCCUGAGUAGACCCCUGGAUCAGCGAGGACCCAGCAGGCGGAACGUUGUUGCUCAAUACACCGGAAAAGCCAGACCUCAACAUGCCUCGGUCAUUCCUUGUCAAGAAAUAUUUCUCUAACAAGAAGCCAUGCUACAGGGAAAGCCAACUGGAGAGCCAAAAAGCUUUGGUUCCAGAAAGCUUUCCCCGGGCUGAACUUCCAAUGCAGAUCAACAGCUCGGCCCUGACCUGCUACCCCACCAGCCCAUUCUUCAGCAGCGCUGAAGCCCUUCCUGUACCGCUGUCCCCGAUCACCCCCGUGUCCCUGUCCCCCUCACCACUGCACCCUCUGGACCUCAGCAGCUCUCCCUCUAGCAGCAGCAGCGAGGAAGAGGAUGACGGCGGACGUACCUCUGAUCCCCCCAGCCCGGAUAUUAUCCAGCACCUCUACCACUGCAUGCACUGCAGUAACAGCUACACCAGCCUCUCUGCACUAUCCCACCAUCAGAUGGCCCAGCACCCACACUCCCUCUGUGCUCCUGUACAGCAGACACCAUCCCUCCCGGGUGAUGUCUCUACACGCCCGGCCUUCCACUGCAAACACUGCCCAAAGGAGUACACCAGCCUGGGAGCGCUUAAGAUGCACAUUCGCUCACACACUCUGCCAUGUGUUUGUCCCACCUGUGGCAAAGCCUUCUCCCGACCAUGGCUGCUCAGAGGACACAUUCGCACACACACAGGUGAGCGCCCCUUCGCAUGCCAACACUGCAACCGAGCCUUUGCUGAUCGUUCCAACCUGCGUGCCCACCUGCAGACCCACUCUGAAGUGAAGAAGUACCAGUGCAGGUCCUGCUCAAGAACAUUCAGCCGAAUGUCCCUGUUGCACAAACACAGCGCGUCAGGAUGCUGCCCUGCCUCUUAGACUCACAUUCCUUGAACUGUCACUGUGUGCCAGAUGAGUCACACCCAAAGGGACACUGGAUGGGACAGAAAAAGCUGGAGUACUGUUGCUUUUACCCAAAGACUUCUUAAGUGCCUUAACAUUUUCAAGACUGUAUUUUUUCUGAGGUUAUAUUGGUAUCAGCAGAAAAUUUUUUUCUGCCACAUCCUGUUAAGUGUGUGUUAAUGUGUGUGUGAAUUGAGGGCAGCUGGACAUGCAGUUAAUUCCCAGGAAACUCCAUCGGUGCCGGCCGGUCCGGGACUCUGGCCAUGAUGCAGCUGCUUGUGUGUGUGUAUGUCAUUCCUCGCCAUAUUAUACAUACAUGGCAUGUGUGAGUGUAUGAGCAAGUGUGCGUGUGUUGGGCCAGCUGUCUGUGUAUGGUGUGUUGUGGAGGCAGGGUGCUGAGUGACGUGUUAGCUGUGACCUCGGCGACAGGUGACCCUCCUCAUGUCACACUCAUUGUGUGUUAUUUGACAUGAAAGAACCACUUAAACUUGACCAAAAACACAACUCGCCUUUAAAUGUUAAUCUUGGAUGAAAAACCUAAUGAUUUAAGACCUGUUUUUUUUUUGGGAAAGGUUUUUAUGACCAUUUUUGAUGAACAUGCAUUUCAAACUGAUAAUACUGUGCCUUUUUCUGCCAUGUUUAAAUAAAAGCCUUGUUUUUUAAAAAGAAAAA